Molecule: messenger RNA, 993 nt
Organism: Aegilops tauschii subsp. strangulata
Lineage: Eukaryota; Viridiplantae; Streptophyta; Magnoliopsida; Poales; Poaceae
Source: RefSeq, a predicted model, not a curated record
AUGCCUGUUAGAUGGAACUCUACAUAUUUGAUGCUUAAGGCAGUUAUCCGAGACAGAGUUCAGUUCAAUGGUUUUAUUAAUGCAAAUUAUGGGGUUGAACCUCUAAUUAGCGAAGAAACUUGGCAUGUUAUUACAGCAUUGGCUGCAUUUCUUGAGUUGUUCUAUGAUGCAACAGUUACUUUGUCUGGGGUUUAUUACCCGACAUCUCCUUUGAUGGUGCAUACCCUAUUAGACAUUGCUAGUCAUUUGAAAGCAUAUGAAGGGGAUGCAUUGUUACUUAAUGUUGUUGCUGACAUGAAAACCAAGUAUCUAAAAUAUUGGCAGCAAAUUCCACUGUUGUAUGCAUUUGCAUUUAUCUUGGAUCCUAGAGCUAAACUUGAAGGGUAUCGUAGUGCACUCAAUGUACUAUAUGCAUCCCUAAGUUUAGAUUAUACUGACGACUUCAAUAAGGCUCAUGAGAAGCUUUUUGAAGUUUUUGCUAAGUAUGAGGAAAAAUAUGCCGGAGUUCGAAUGCAACGACCUCCACCAGCACCUACUGCAGGUAAAAAGAGAGGAGCAUGGAGCAAGAUCUUUGGUUCUUCAUCCUCCUCGACCGCCGGAAGCUCUUCCACGUCAACAUCUGUGCUUCAAGGUGGCGGGGAGUUAGCGAAGUACCUCAACAGUGACAAAGACAUGUACGAUUUAGAUAGUGAGGAAGACUUCAACUUACUACAGUGGUGGCAAGAACACAAGCUUACAUUUCCGGUGCUCUCCAUAUUAGCACGUGAUGUGUUAUCGGUGCCUGUUUCUACGGUGUCAUCGGAGUUUGCUUUCAGCCUUGCUGGAAGAAUAAUUGAGGAGAGAAGAACUAGUCUCUCCCCUGAUAUGGUGAGAACACUGAUGUCCGUCAAAGAUGGGGAGUUAUCAAGAAGGAGAGCGCAACACACUGCAGAAAACACAGAACUACUAGCCAUGUUUGAAGAAAUGAACUUUGAAGAAGACCCGGAAGAAUAG